AUGUCUGUGCAUGAUUAUGGAAUAAAGUUUACUACUGCAUAUUGCAAACCAACCAUGACGCGCAAGUUCUUCGUCGGUGGAAAUUGGAAAAUGAACGGCGACAAGCCAUCUAUUGACGGAAUCUGUGUGUUUCUCAAUCAGAGCGCAGGUGUCCCCGAUGUCGAUGUCAUUGUCGCUCCUCCCGCUCCUUACCUUACUUAUGUUAAGGACCACUUGAAGAAUUCCGUCAAAGUUUCUGCGCAGAACUGCUAUAAGGUCCCAAAAGGAGCCUUUACCGGUGAAGUCUCGCCAGCCAUGCUCAAAGAUUUGGGCAUUGAAUGGGUUAUUCUAGGCCACUCCGAGAGACGUCACAUCUUCGGCGAGUCGGAUCAGUUAAUUGCUGAGAAGACCGUGCAUGCUCUCGAAGCUAAAAUCAAUGUUAUUUUCUGCAUAGGAGAAAAACUCGAGGAGAGAGAAGCUGGGAAGACGAAAGAAGUGAAUUUCCGUCAAAUGCAAGCCUUGGUUGACAAGAAGGUUGACUGGACAAACAUUGUUAUUGCAUACGAACCUGUGUGGGCUAUAGGCACUGGAAAAACUGCUACACCUGAACAAGCUCAAGAGGUGCAUCUAUGGAUCCGUGAGUUUUUGAAGGAAAAGGUCUCUGCUGAUGUAGCUGAGAAGACCCGCAUCAUUUAUGGAGGAUCAGUAACGGCUGAUAACUGCAAAGAGCUUGGAAAGAAGCCUGACAUUGAUGGUUUUCUAGUUGGAGGUGCAUCUUUGAAGCCUGAUUUCAUCAAGAUCAUCAAUGCACGCAAAUGA
This is a messenger RNA of Necator americanus (New World hookworm), 798 nucleotides long. RefSeq lists its product as uncharacterized. Gene Ontology annotation, biological process: glycolytic process; glyceraldehyde-3-phosphate biosynthetic process; gluconeogenesis. Gene Ontology annotation, molecular function: triose-phosphate isomerase activity. The coding region runs from base 1 to 798 and encodes 265 amino acids. The transcript is spliced from 8 exons. The record is from RefSeq and is a predicted model, not a curated record. Lineage: Eukaryota; Metazoa; Nematoda; Chromadorea; Rhabditida; Ancylostomatidae. Gene Ontology annotation, cellular component: cytosol.